AUGUCGCUCCAGGUUGACAAUGUGACCUUGGCUCGCCGCGGAGAGCAGGUCGAUGGCACCCUCCAUCUAACCCCUCAUCACCUCAUUUUUUCGCACACCCCACCAGUAUCUCCAGAAGACCAGAUAAAGGGCGUGACAACAAGGCCAAGAGAGCUGUGGAUCACAUAUCCUAUCAUCGCUUUCUGCACCCUGCGGCCAGCUCCCGCCGCCUCCCGCCAGCUCUCUUCCAUCCGUCUUCGAUGCCGAGACUUCACGUUCGUCUGUUUCUACUUUAUAAAUGAGCACAAAGCACGAGAUGUGUUUGAAACUAUCAAACAAUGGACAUGCAAAUCUAGUCGUAUCGAUAAGCUUUACGCCUUUAGCUAUCAGCCUCCCCCGCCAGAAAAGGAGUUUGAUGGGUGGCAGCUGUAUGACCCGCGCAAGGAAUGGGCACGCCAGGGCUGCUUGGAUGAAGGAAAAACAUGGCGCCUUUCAGAGAUCAAUGUGAACUAUGAGUUCUCCCCAACCUAUCCCGCCCUCAUCCCCGUACCUUGUUCCAUAUCCGACAAUACACUUAAUUAUGCGGGGCGCUAUCGAUCCCGAGCAAGAAUUCCAGCCCUCACAUACUUUCACCCUAUCAAUAAUUGCACUAUCACCAGAAGCUCACAGCCGCUGGUCGGUGUCCGUCAGAACCGAAGCAUUCAAGACGAAAAGCUUAUGGCUGCUAUAUUCUUGACGUCUCGCUCCGAGCGGCCACUGGCGAGUUUCUCAGCCACAGAGAAAGAAACAGACUCAAGCUGUUCAGAGACGAGUCAGGUGGCAGUUCCAGAGUUGAACUAUUCCGAGGAAAUUGAGGACAACUUGUUAGCCGCCACAAGUGGCGAUUAUGAGGACCACCGCUCGAUAUAUGGCGCCCAGCAAUCGAACCUGAUCGUAGACGCACGCCCAACAGUGAAUGCAUUUGCCAUGCAGGCCGUGGGACUUGGGUCAGAGAACAUGGACAACUACAAAUUCGCUACCAAGGCAUAUCUUGGUAUCGACAACAUUCAUGUCAUGCGAGACUCGCUAAACAAGGUGAUUGAUGCCUUGAAGGAGUCAGAUGUUACUCCGUUAGGGCCAAAUCGUGACCAGCUAGCGCGCAGCGGCUGGUUGAAGCACAUUGGCGGGAUUUUGGAGGGAGCAAAACUGAUAACUCGUCAAGUUGGUCUCACCCAUUCUCAUGUUUUGAUCCAUUGCUCUGAUGGCUGGGACCGCACAAGUCAGCUUAGUGCGCUGAGCCAGAUUUGUUUGGACCCCUACUUUCGGACGCUGGAGGGCUUCAUGGUGCUGGUAGAGAAAGACUGGCUUUCAUUUGGACACAUGUUCCGACACCGGUCCGGUCAUUUGAAUAGCGAAAAAUGGUUCCAGAUCGAAAAUGAACGCAUCGGCGGAGAUCCCAACCGUGCCUUUGGUGACGGUGGGGGUGCGGGAAAGGCUAUUGAAAAUGCAUUCCUUAGUGCCAAAGGAUUCUUUGGUCGGGACAACAAUAGCCGUGACUCUUUGCCGGACACAGAUGGAGAGCUUCAGAACUAUGACUCUGACACUCCUGUGAAGAAGCCUACUACGCCACGCUCAGGGGUGUCUGAGAAGGAGAUAACCAAACCAAAAGAGACGAGCCCUGUGUUCCAUCAGUUCUUGGAUGCAACUUAUCAGCUGCUUCAUCAGCAUCCGACACGAUUUGAGUUUAAUGAGCGUUUCCUGCGGCGACUUCUUUAUCAUCUCUAUUCCUGUCAAUUUGGUACAUUCUUGUUCAACAGCGAGAAAGAACGUGUGGAUUGCAAGGCCAGUGAACGAACCCGUAGCGUCUGGGACUACUUCCUCGCUCGCCAGGAACAAUUCACGAACCCUCGAUAUGACCCUGUCAUCGAUGACAAUCAGCGUGGCAAGGAACGACUUAUUUUCCCCCGGGUCAAUGAAACACGGUGGUGGAAUGAGGUAUUCGGUCGAACUGAUGCAGAGAUGAAUGGCCCCCGUUCCUCAGCAACAUCCAGAAUCAUCCCGAAAAGUACGGUGCUGACUGGUAUUGAGACUGCUGGGCCAGAGAGUGCUGGUAACCUGACGGAUGUGUCGGGGAUGACAGCUGCAGUCACGUCGGGCGUAUCUAAGCUUGCAUUCUCAGCGGGCACGGACAGACCGACCGAGUUAGAAGUAGAGAUGCAAUGA
This is a messenger RNA of Penicillium digitatum Pd1, 2181 nucleotides long. RefSeq names its product phosphatidylinositol-3-phosphatase YMR1. Gene Ontology annotation, biological process: phosphatidylinositol dephosphorylation. Gene Ontology annotation, molecular function: phosphatidylinositol-3-phosphate phosphatase activity. The record is from RefSeq and is a predicted model, not a curated record. Lineage: Eukaryota; Fungi; Ascomycota; Eurotiomycetes; Eurotiales; Aspergillaceae. Gene Ontology annotation, cellular component: membrane.